This is a messenger RNA of Myotis lucifugus (little brown bat), 2058 nucleotides long. Its product is annotated as BUD13 homolog. The transcript is spliced from 2 exons. Bases 1 to 1785 code for a protein of 594 amino acids. NCBI's taxonomy places the organism in Eukaryota, Metazoa, Chordata, Mammalia, Chiroptera, Vespertilionidae. Gene Ontology annotation, biological process: mRNA splicing, via spliceosome. Gene Ontology annotation, molecular function: RNA binding. The record is from RefSeq and is a predicted model, not a curated record. Gene Ontology annotation, cellular component: U2-type spliceosomal complex; RES complex.
AUGGCGGCAGCCCCGACGAUCUCCAAGGCCGAGGUCCUGAAGCGCUACUUGUCCUGGGCCGAUGCUGGCGGCCCCGCGGGUUCUGAGUUCAUUCUCAAGUGUCGCAAAAAGCGGCCUAAGCCUGGCGGUGCCGGCGGCAAGGGAAUGCGGAUUGUGGAUGAUGAUGUGAGCUGGACAUCUAUCUCCACCACUAAACCCGAAAAGGAAGAAGAGGAAGAUGAUGGAGAUUGGCCUGUGGUGGCUGAGUUUGUGGAUGAGAGGCCAGAAGAGGCAAAGCAGAUGGAAACCUUUCGUUCCAGUGCCAAAUGGAAGCUUCUGGGAGGCCACAGUGAGGAUCUACCUUCACACAGGCAUUCCUGCCAUGACUCCCCGGACCCUUCUCCGCCCAGGAGGGUCCGCCAUGACUCCCCAGAUCCUUCUCCACCUGGGAGGGUCCGCCAUGACUCCCCGGAUCCUUCUCCACAUAGGAGGGUCCGCCAUGACUCCCCAGAUCCUUCUCCGCCUAGGAGGGUCUUCCAUGACUCCCUGGACCCUUCUCUGCCUAGGAGAGCCCAUCAUGAUUCACCGGAUCCCUCUCUGCUCAGGAAGCAUUAUCGUCCUCCAGGUGUAUCUCCUCGGAGGGCGCAUCACAGUUCCUCAGAUAUUUCUCCUCAGAGAAAGGCCCGUCAUGACACCUCUCAACCUAGAAGGACUCUUGAAUCCUUGGACACAUCAAAGCUCAGGAGGGCCCGUCAUGACUCCCCUGAUUCGCCUCCUAAUGUUCCUCAUUCACUGCACAGAACCAAAAGCAGUAAAGCCCCAGAAAGAGCCUCUAGCAAACCUUCUCCACAUUGGAAGGGGCCAGGAACCGCUCAUCCCUCAGUCCCAAAGAACAGCAAGUAUGAAUGUGACUCGGACCUCUCUCCACCACGAAAAAGGCAAGCAACAUUUCAUUAUGGAAAUAAACAGCGUGAUUCUAAAGGAGACAGUCGGAAAGCCUCUGAUUCAGACCUUUCUCCUCCGCGGAAGAAACCAAGUUCAAGGCCCCAGGGUUCUGGUUCAGAUCUGUCACCUCCAGGAAAUAGACCUGGGCGCCACAGCUCUGAUGCUGACCUCUCUCCACCAAGGAGGAAACAGAGGGCCGAAUCCUCUGAUUCUGACCUGUCUCCACCUCGAAGGACUCAGCCUCUGGGGAAGAAGGCUGCACACAUGUAUUCUGGGGCUAAAACUGGGUUGGUGUUAACUGACACACAGCGAGAGCAGCAGGAACUCCAGGAACGGGAUCAAGAAACCAUGGCAUUUGAAGCUGAAUUCCAAUAUGCUGAAACCGUAUUUCGAGAUAAGUCUGGUCGUAAGAGGAAUUUGAAACUGGAACGUUUCGAGCAAAGGCGAAGAGCAGAGAAGGACUCAAAGAGAGAUGAGCUGUAUGCCCAGUGGGGAAAAGGGCUUGUCCAGAGCCGGCAGCAGCAACAAAAUGUGGAGGAUGCAAUAAAGGAAAUGCAGAAGCCUCUGGCCCGCUAUAUUGAGGAUGAAGAUCUGGAUCGGAUGCUGAGAGAACAAGUAAGGGAGGGGGACCCCAUGGCCAACUUUAUCAAGAAGAAUAAGGCCAAGGAGAACAAGGAUAAGAAAGUGAGACCUCGCUACAGUGGCCCAGCACCUCCUCCCAACAGAUUCAAUAUCUGGCCUGGGUAUCGUUGGGAUGGAGUGGACAGAUCCAAUGGAUUUGAACAGAAGCGCUUUGCCCGGCUUGCCAGCAAGAAGGCGGUGGAGGAACUUGCCUACAAGUGGAGUGUCGAAGAUAUGUAACUUUUCUGAGGCUGUGGGGGUUCCUGGAGUUUGUGGUACUGGACACAGACCAGCCAGAUGUCUAGCUGUAAAAGCUAUCGAUGCUAAUAAUCAGGGCCCCCACGCACCAGCAACUCUUUGAAUGCUAGUUUUGAACCACUAGAGAAGAAUUUCACCGUUUGGAAAAAAGAAUAUUUGAAACCUGAUGUUUGGACUGAGGCACCUGUGAUUUCUCAGGUGUGCCUGCACUGGCGGUUGUUGCUGGCUUUCAGAAGAAACGUUGAUUUCUAGUGU